Mucor velutinosus is the source of this 483-nucleotide messenger RNA. RefSeq lists its product as uncharacterized. The transcript has a single exon. The record is from RefSeq and is a predicted model, not a curated record. The coding region runs from base 1 to 483 and encodes 160 amino acids. Lineage: Eukaryota; Fungi; Mucoromycota; Mucoromycetes; Mucorales; Mucoraceae.
AUGUAUCUAUACUUGGUCCUGAUCUACAUCACAUUGCUAUCCCUAGCACAGGGUGGCGUAAUCUUUGAUAGCCAUAACGAGAUUCUUGAUCUACACAACACAUUGCGAAAAAAGCACAAUUCCCCAGAACUGAAAUGGAGUAUUAAACUUGCCAUUGAAUCAAGAUCUUUCGUAGAUAGAUGUGAUUUCUACAAGAUAGUAAAUCACAAAAACUCAACCAACAAUAUUGCUCAAGGAUAUGCCAAUUGGAACGAUGCAAUCUUGGGCUGGUACAGUGGGCAUAGAUAUUACAACAAGCCCAAAUACACCAAUAAGGCAGGCCCUUUCAUUGCCAUGAUUUGGAAAUCAUCCACCCAUGUUGGUUGUGCCUCCUUUGAUUGCGGUAAAGAUGUAGGCCGACUGUAUCAGUGCGAAUACUCUCCUAGUAUUCCUGUCGAAUUAGUGUUUGACAAUGAAGAAUACAUUGAUAACAUUGAUGAAUAA